Megalobrama amblycephala (Wuchang bream) is the source of this 685-nucleotide messenger RNA. RefSeq lists its product as uncharacterized. The coding region runs from base 83 to 556 and encodes 157 amino acids. The record is from RefSeq and is a predicted model, not a curated record. NCBI's taxonomy places the organism in Eukaryota, Metazoa, Chordata, Actinopteri, Cypriniformes, Xenocyprididae. The transcript is spliced from 4 exons.
AAGGGGAGGAUCACGGGGUCAAAAAAGUAUAAAAACUGCUGUGGUAACAAACUUUCUAUCAAGCAUCAGUUUGCUGUGAACCAUGAUGUCCUUCAAGACUGCACUGGGUCUGCUUUUCUUGGCCGUGUUGGCCGUGGUGGCUGAAUCCUCAUGGGGCAAUGGGAAUGGAAACUCUUACAAUUACGACCUUUCCAAAAUGUCUGACCUAAGGAAACUAUACAACUCCAAAGUUUUCAAGGCAGAGAGGAUGACCAGACCUUUGGAGGGGAUGUCUUUCCAAGCAGGCAUACUCAGCCACUCUGGAGUCAGAGUCACUCUAGAAGACGGCACUAAAUGGCUGGUCCAUAAAGGAGAUGGCUACGGCAUCUCAUCCCAGACCGUUGUUGUGGCUGCCCGUCAUAUGAGCAGCAACUGGAAGGCAAGAAAUCCUAUUGUUGAGACAAAAGAUUUCCGUGGGAGCAAGACAGUGUCUGAUUUUGUGAAGGCUGGAGGAACGAACUACAAACUUUUGUUUGAUAACUGCCAUAAUGCAGCUGACCGGAUGAUGGAUGGUUAAAUUCACAAUACGAUGUAAAUAGAUUAUGAAGAGAGCAUCACUUUGAUACUUUUUUAUGAUUCAUUUGGUAAUACAUUCUUUUGACUCUCUUGUGUUUCUUAAAUAAAUAUUUUUUGUUUCAAUGGUGAA